AUGAACCCAACUUUAGUUAGAGCUUUCCACAGAUCCGCCGUCAGACUAUCCCAAGCUUCUGCGGACGCUUCUUCACACAGUAUGUCUACCGGAAAGUGGUUUGCUACCCUAGGAGGUGUCACUGUACUACUUGGUGCUGGUGCUGGUGCCUUGCAAUGGGCCUACAAAGAUUCAAAAAUUGACCAAAUCUUUGCCAAGGAAAGAAGACAGGGUCUACACCAUUGA
Messenger RNA from Kluyveromyces lactis, 225 nucleotides. RefSeq lists its product as uncharacterized. The record is from RefSeq and is a predicted model, not a curated record. Bases 1 to 225 code for a protein of 74 amino acids. The transcript has a single exon. NCBI's taxonomy places the organism in Eukaryota, Fungi, Ascomycota, Saccharomycetes, Saccharomycetales, Saccharomycetaceae.